AAAGAUGACGACGAAAAAAUAAAAAAUCUUGUCAAAGCCGGGCCAAAAAAAAAAUAAAGAGAAAAACAUUUAUAAUAUUUAUAAUAAAUGUAAGAAUAAAUAAAGUGUAAUUAAUAAAAAUAAGUUGUUAAUUUAAAAUUAAUAUAAUUAGUGUGUGUUUUUAUAUUAAAAAUAUAACAAAAUUUUGAAUAUGUGGAAAAAUAAUUGUACGACGUGGCUGAGUAUUAUCUCAUUGCUGUCGUCAAUAUUAUUUGCUGAUGGCGUUGAAUUAACAUUUGAAUUACCAGAUAAUGCUAAACAAUGUUUUUAUGAUGUUAUUGAAAAAAAUGUAUCAGCAACAUUAGAAUUCCAGGUUGUUACUGGUGGUCAAUAUGACAUUGAUGUUGUCCUGGAAGCACCAAACAAGGAAGUAAUAUAUCGUCAAGUUAAAACUCAAUUUGAUUCUCAUACUUUUAUUGCUCCAUAUACUGGAGAAUAUAAAGCUUGUUUUAGCAAUGAAUUUUCAACAUUUUCACACAAGUUGGUGUAUAUGGAUUUUCAAGUUGGUGAUGAAUUGGCAUUACCUGGUCUUGAGGAACACGUUACAGUCAUGACACAGAUGGAAUCAUCAGCGCAAGAAGUACAUAAAAAUCUUGUACGUAUGGUUGAUUAUCAAACAUCACACCGAUUGCGAGAAGCUCAAGGUCGUAAACGUGCUGAAGAUCUGAAUGAGAGUGUUCUUUGGUGGUCCAUCAUGGAGACACUUGCUAUUGUUUGCAUUAGUAUAUCACAAGUUUUAGUUCUCAAGACAUUUUUCUCUGAACGUAAGCCAGUCAAUUACACCAGACUUGCUGGAUAAAUUAUUACCAUUCAAUAGAACUUUUUUUUUUUUUGUUGUUGGUCUUCAAAACAAGACAAUUGAUACUUUAGUUAAUUGAUCAGUUCAUAAUUAUCAAUGCCAUUUUAAUUAUUCAUUUGUUUUUUUUUUUUUUUUCAUGUCAUAAUCAUUUGUCAAUAUUUCAAAUAAUAUUCAAUUUAUUUACUUAAAAUAUUUAUAUAAAUUCUUUUUGGCAUUAUUAUUUAGUCAUUUGUUGUUUGUUCAAGUGAAUGCUUCUGUUGUAAUAUAAAAGUAUCAAAAAUUAAUGGAGAAUUUUGUGAAAAAUACUUUGUACAAAUUUCUUUAAAUAAAAAAAAAAUAUCUACACCAA
This is a messenger RNA of Aphidius gifuensis, 1187 nucleotides long. RefSeq names its product transmembrane emp24 domain-containing protein 3-like. Gene Ontology annotation, cellular component: endoplasmic reticulum; endoplasmic reticulum-Golgi intermediate compartment; COPII-coated ER to Golgi transport vesicle. Gene Ontology annotation, biological process: Golgi organization; endoplasmic reticulum to Golgi vesicle-mediated transport; intracellular protein transport. The coding region runs from base 191 to 838 and encodes 215 amino acids. NCBI's taxonomy places the organism in Eukaryota, Metazoa, Arthropoda, Insecta, Hymenoptera, Braconidae. The record is from RefSeq and is a predicted model, not a curated record. The transcript is spliced from 3 exons.